This is a messenger RNA of Hemibagrus wyckioides, 5100 nucleotides long. RefSeq names its product kit ligand a (gene kitlga). The transcript has 10 exons. Gene Ontology annotation, cellular component: plasma membrane. Gene Ontology annotation, biological process: positive regulation of cell population proliferation; cell adhesion. Bases 343 to 1170 code for a protein of 275 amino acids. NCBI's taxonomy places the organism in Eukaryota, Metazoa, Chordata, Actinopteri, Siluriformes, Bagridae. Gene Ontology annotation, molecular function: cytokine activity; stem cell factor receptor binding. The record is from RefSeq and is a predicted model, not a curated record.
AAACAGAGCCACACACAGACACACACUGUCACACGUCAUCACACACACACACAUACACACGCGCUGUUUUAGUGUUCCGCUCCUCGGUCAACGUGCGUUAUGAAGCGCGUGCCUGGAUAACAACCGGUGUGGUGGCUUUUUCUCUUUUUUUUUUUCGUUUUGGUGGUGAAAGUGACAUUUCCGAGUUUUUUUCUUCUUCUUGUUCUUCCUCGAGUUGAAUUGGAUUUUACUUUAUAAUGAUUUUGGAUAUGCGCAAACGGGAUGAAGAGAAGUCCUUUCCUGCCCGCCGAAGUAAAAUAAAAUAGGGUUUCAUUUACAGCGGACUUAAUCCUCUCGUUCCCUAUGAAGAAGUCAAAAAUUUGGAUACGUACCUGUGUCCAUUUGUUGCUUUACAUCACGGUUGCUGCCUAUUCCAGUGAAAUCGGAAAUCCCAUAACAGAUGACAUCAAGAAAAUUUCAUUGUUGAAACAGAAUAUUCCAAAAGACUACAAGAUCACCGUACAAUAUUUGCCUAAAGAAGUGAGUGGUAUGUGCUGGGUGAAGCUCAACGUAUUCCACUUGGAGGCGAGUUUAAAAGACCUGGCCCAGAAGUUUGGGAAUAUUUCUUCCAACAAAGAUUACAUAGAAACAUUUGUCCAGAUGUUACAAGAGAUGCGAUAUAUCAUCGGACAACACUUGGAGGAUUCCAUGCUGGAGUUUCAGUGCCACUACCGAGAAGAGAAAUGGCUCACGGCGCGCUAUUUCCAAUUUGUGGAGGACUUUUUUAACACGGCCAACUUGUUGAAAGGAGACAAAGACUGCGAGCCUCCACCGUGCCCCACUACGAUAAAAACCACCACAGCGAGGACAACGACAACGGUGGCAACAGAGUCGCCUACACAGCGUCAUUCGCAAUCCGGUAGCCAAUCUUCCGAGAGUGUGAAUGAAGGCUCCUUGGAUCCGAGGACCUUUCCGGAGGCGGUGAAGACGAGUCUCUUUUCCCUCCUUUUAAUUCCCGUCAUCGCUGCAGUGUUCCUGCUCGUCUGGAAGGUUAGAUCCAGAAAAAACGCCCCCUUGCCACAGAGUAGUACAGAAGAUCCACCGCUGUUUAUCGGAGCCAAGCCCAGCGCUCCACCGCUAGAUGAUGAAAUAUCUGAAAACAAAAGAUUAAACAACAUCUGCACAGUGUAACCCAACCCAUCUUCAUCAUAACCGAUUGUACAGUUGGAUGAAAAGGCAGCAACUCAAGAUCCACACAUGUAACUUCCUAUUCUCUCAGCUACGAGGGACGAGCACUGACCUCGAAGAAUGAAGAACUGAGUUACGAUGAGGUUUCUGUGAACAAUGGUCGCACCUUUUCUGUGGUAGGAGGUUGGAGGAGGAGGAGGAAGAGGUGGAGGAAACAUUGAUGACUUGACUGUGAUCCAUGCAUGGAGAUCGCACAAGAGGGGAAAAGAAAAACUCUGUCAGAUCCACCUGAAAAGCGUUAGUUCAUCGCAGAAUAAUCCGGAACAAUUGCAAAGAAGAAGAAGAAGAAGAAGUGAAGGCAAGAACCGACUGCAUCUCGUCCUCUUCCCUCCUGCUUCCUGAUUGGUAGAGUUCUCUCGCUCUUUGUGUCUGAGCUUUGGGCGUCCUACUUGUUUGAAUAAUUUCCAUAACAAAAAAAUAUUAUUCUUCAGUCGUUUCUUCUGAAUUGUGUAUCUGAUUUUUUUUUUUUUUAAUGUCGCUUAACUGGUGGUGUGGACUUAAUUUAUUUAUUUUGUUUCUCAGAAUAUGUUCUAAAAGUAAGAGUUUUUUUGCUGCUCCUGCAUGGUUCGUCGGGCAACGAGGUCAUGGAAGUGCUACGCUCCAAUCCUGUGCUCCUUAAACUGCAGCUGUCGCACUAUAACACUAGCCCUUGGGCCAUCUAAUUACUGUCAAAUCUUUCUUACUUUUAAAACCUGUUCGCUGCAUUCACAGAAUUCAUAACAGAGGCUUCAUGCGGAGCUUCGCACCCAGCUGUGUUCCGCCAGUUCGACCCACGAUUCGAUUCAGCUUUCGAUUCAGCUUUUGCACACUGCUCACAGUUUAAAUAGCUGCCGACUAAACACCAAAAACUCUCAGAUUAACACCUGAUUCUGUUUAUAAAUUCAGCUUAAUAUAGGUUUUUAUUUUGCAGCUUAUAUCACAACACCGAACAGCUUUUCGCUCGGAACGUUUCACAAAAACAUGUGUGUCUGAUUUCUUACCAUCUUACACAUUGAACUUUAUUUAAUCCUGUGCCUUUUGUUAAAGGAAGUUCCCAUUACACUGAUCCUGGAUAAGCAGCCAUAGUGUGUGUGUGUGUGUGUUUGUGCAUGUGUGUGCAUGUGUGUGUGUGUGUGUGCAAUAUUUGUAAUAACAGAGCAUUAAACUUAAUCAUUCACCAGUGCCGAAGAGUCGACUCUUUCGAAUCAAAUCUUGGUCGGCCAUUUUGUUCAAAACCAGAUAAACAAUUUUUAAAAGUGUGUGUGGGUGUGUGUGGGUGUGUAAUAUUUGCGUAAUUAAAACACUGUGUGUGACACUAAACAUGGAGGGUGUUUUAACUUGCACUGUUCUCACUGAGUCAAAUCAUUUGGUUUAACAAUACUCAAGAGUUGACUCUGUUGGAUCCCAGUUGAUCUUUUUGUUUGCAACCAGACAAACAAAUUUGCCGUUUUUUUGUUUUGUCUGGUAUAUACGAUGACGCAAAAGACAAAUUUCAGCAACAUAUCAACAGAAUUGAAUUUCUUUAACGCUUUAAUGCUUUGCCCAGUGUUACUUCUAGCUCUAAGACUAUAAAAUUGAUGGGAGGUACAGCGUGCUUCAGUGUCUAAAUGCACAGAGAGUUCAUUUUCCUCGUAAGGAUCCCCCUAUGUAGGGGGAAAAAAUUAAUGUUGAAUGUUGACCAUUUACAUAUAACCCAAAUUAUAAUUUUUUUUUUUUGCCAAUGCUUACAAUUGUAAAUGUUUUAAUAUCUAAAAUGAAUUAAAUAAAAUGGAUUAUAUGCCGGUUUUCCCGUGCUAUAGCGAUUUAUAGCUACAUUUAACUACAUUGGGGAAAACAUUUGUUAAAGCCAGCAGCUCUUUUUUCCUCUCUCGAAUAAAUAAAUAAAGAGACACAAUAACUUAGCGUGAAUUUGAGCGCUGACACUGGAGACUCCUUCCGUAAAUCUUAUGUCAGAGAUGUCUCCUUACAGAAAUCUUCAUCAUGCCACAACUCCUCCUUGGUCUGUUUGCUUUGGAUUGUUACCAUAGAAAUGAUAAUUAACUAUUAAACCAAGGUCAUUAAUGUAAACCUGCGAUCUCGGAGAUGAUUCAGAUGUCAGAGUAAGAAGAGUGCCGCUGUAGAAAUAUCGCUCCUGGCGAACAACGGCUGUAAAUCAUGUUAGUUUUGUAACCUUAAAGUCAAGCGUUACCAAACAGUGUGUGAGUUUGCUCUUCUCAAGCUUCAGAAUGGCUUCAGGCUGAAUGUGACUCAUCUCCAGCGCUAUGUUUGUGUAUAUGUGUGUGUGUGUGUGUAUGUGUGUGUGUGUGUGUGUGCAUGCACAAAUUAGUAUCAGAAAUGUGCAUGCCCUUUUUUUUCCCUUCUUAUUCUGCUCCUCAGAACCCAACGUGUACAUAUCGCUUUUUCUAACAGCUAUCAACAAAUGUAAUACGUUUCAGAUGAUGCUCUGCGAUUCGUUAAAUUUAUUGGUUUUUUUCCUUCUUUCAUAACCGGAACGAUCCUCUCAUGGGAUGCGUUCUCUCAUGGGUUGUAACGAUCUGUGUGGGAAUGAACUGUUGCUGUUGCUGCUGCUGUUGCUGCUUCGAUGCAUUUAUACCACUUUUUUAAUAACUUAUAUAUAUAUAUAUAUAUAUAUAUAUAUAUAUAUAUAUAUAUAUAUAUAUAUAUAUAUAUAUAUAUAUAUAUAUAUAUGUGUGUGUGUGUAAAAAGCAAAAUGCUGGUAUAAAUCUGUUUCCCUGAUCAUGCAUCACCACUAAGUUUCCUCUGGAGUGACGGCCUGGAACGCCGCAAGAAGCCUGAAACUGAAACCUGCUCGUUUUGGAACGUUUACAGCCUUUUAUUCAUUACGGCAGCGACUCGAAACUGUUUCUCUUUUUGUUUUUCAUUUAAAUACACGUUUUUAAAACUAUCCUCUUUCACCAGAACUAAUCAAUGUAUUGACUUCUAUACCAGUAACGGAAUAAAAGAUGAUGUUGUGUGAGAACUAUUUACCCAUCGGACAUGAAAUACGUGUAGAAAUACUGCAGUACUGCUUUUUUUUUAUCGAUGUAGAAAAGAAAUUUGCCGAUGUUACAAAAGUGUGUAUGCGCAUGUGGUCAAGUGUUCUUGUUGUGUUGUUUUGUGUUGUUGUGAUUAAAUGGGAUUAGUUUUGAUAUUGUGCAAAAUGUUAACGAGUCCCAUUCAGGAGCAAUGGUGUUUCAUUGUUCUUUGUAACGGAGAGGAAUUUAAAAAGAAAUGAAUAAACAAACAAAAAACAACACAACCACAUGUAACGAGUUAAAGAAGAAUAGUUGUACCACAAGACUAAUUAUCAUAGACAUUCUUACCGAGACUUUAUUGCAUAUUAUUUUCAACAUUUUGUUGGUGUGGAGAAAGGCCUAAGCUGUGAAACUUUAAAUGGCGGCAUCCUUUUUUUUUUUUUUUAAAUCGACCCUCCUAAGAGCCUCUGACCUCACAUCUUCGGACAGCAUGCAACACGCCAUGGACUUGCCGAAGGCCGUCAUGUAUCUGAGACUGAUUUCUGCCGCAUGUGUGUGUGUGUAGAGUAUGCGAACACUUCAUCUGGGACAAACCUUCGUGUCUGGACGUGAGGUUUAUUAAAAAAUAGCAUGUCCUUCGCGGAGUCACAGGAACAAGAAGACUCACGUGGCACAUGUCACCUGACGUUAAAAAAAUAAUAAAAUAAAAUAAACAGUUAAAACCCGUUCCUGCACGUUUGGACUGCAGCAAGAAGGCUCUUAGUCAAGGAAGAUAGUCAGGGUGCCAAAAGAUAUAAGUAAUUGUGGCCCAGGUGAUGUGAUAUCUGGGUGACAGUCUACUGUAUUCUGUAUUUUUAUAUGAAUAUAUGCAUAUAAUGAAAAUAUAUGUAUGAGAUGUGAAUAAAGUACAUUUAUCCAA